AUGCCCUACUAUGCUACAUUCCAUCCCAUUCACUAUGUCAUGCUUGACUUCGUUGUCGCACAGGUACUUAGUGAACUUAAUUAUCUCAGCUCGCAACUACUGACAUUUGUCUAUGACAGAUCCUCUCCCGCAUGCCCAACGGAGCAUGAAAUGCAUGUGUCGCAGCAGGUAUGCUCUGUUCUCGACGUCAUGUCUCACUCACUCACUCACUCGCUUCCCCGACAGCAGCCUUCCCGGUCACGCACAAACUCGGUGUCGAACGCCUGGCUCUAUGCCCCGCUCGGCUGGCCAGACGACGUGGAAGAGCAUCGCCGGCGAGUCCCCGAGGGCACGUAGUCUGCGCAGAGCUUGCGCAUCCUCUGGCUGAGCGAGCGAGAUUGCCGGCCAACGCUCGCCAGGCGUCCGUGCGGAGAAUCGCACGAACACCCGCCGUCCGACAGCCGACAAGGCCAUUGCAGCCCUGCAAUACCGUGGUGGGCAUCCCGGAAGACCGGCGACGCCCCAUUCUCACUUUGGCGGGAUUGUACGGGCCUCAUUCGGUUGCUAGACCCAUGUGCCGACGACGUAUUGCUGCACGUCUAUGUCUGCCGAUCACGUCCCGCUUGGACCAGUAUCCCGUGAUCUAUACAUCAACGUUCUUCAUACGAGAGUCGCCCGGUCCCCGUGGAUGCCCAGCGCUGCCCGGAAUGCACGCCCGAUCCUUGGAGUGUUGCGGGCGGCAGAGAGCAACAUCCAUGCCCAGCGUGAACCCGCCCGGUCAAACCGACAUGCUCGGACGAUGCGCAACGGUCAGACAUCCGGGUCGCCCGCCUCUCACCGCCCGCGCCCGACGUGUCCCAGGCGGCCGAAACGGCAGCCCGUUCGCACACAUCCUGGUUAGUCCACACCUCUGUCAGCGUUCACCACUGACCUAGCCUAUCACAGGCUAACAUCGCGCGAAUGUCCCACCGCCGAUCUGAUGUGACGUUGACGUUCGUUUGUGGGAGCCGACGACCAUCCGUAGUGACUCCGGACGACUUGCAU
Messenger RNA from Fomitopsis serialis, 1023 nucleotides. RefSeq lists its product as uncharacterized. Lineage: Eukaryota; Fungi; Basidiomycota; Agaricomycetes; Polyporales; Fomitopsidaceae. Bases 171 to 914 code for a protein of 247 amino acids. The transcript is spliced from 4 exons. The record is from RefSeq and is a predicted model, not a curated record.